AUGCUUCCACUCAGCCAGACCCUUACCUUUACAACUAUUUCCCUCGUACCCCUUACAAGCCGCCUCAAAACACCACAUUCCCGUCCCAUUUUCCGCACCACCCCGCGUAUCACCGCGCAGAUCUGGGGCGGCGUGCUGUCGCACCUGGACCUGCGGCGCACGUUCCGCGUGGUGCUGUGGGACCUGAUGGGCGCAUUCAGCACGCCCUCCACGUCUUACGACUUCCAGCGCUACGCGUCGCUCUGCUCGCACGCUGAUGACCUGCUCGACGUGCUCCACGCGCUGGGGGUGGCGGGGGGCCAGGCGGGGAAGGGCGAGGAGGCGGGGGACCAGGCGGCGGGGGAGGCGGAGCGGGAAGCAGAGGGGGAGGCGGAGGGGAAGGCGGAAGGGCAGGCGGAGGGGAAGGCGGAAGGGGAGGCGGAGGGGGAGGCGGAGGGGAAGGCGGAGGGUAAGGCGGAUGGGAAGGCGGAGGGGGAAGCGGAGGGGGAAGCGGAGGGGAAGGCGGAGGGGAAGGCGGAGGGGAAGGCGGAUGGGAAGGCGGAGGGGGAAGCGGAGGGGGAAGCGGAGGGGGAAGCGGAGGGGGAAGUGGAGGGGAAGGCGGAGGGGGAGGCGGAGGGCGUGGUGUGUGUGGGGCACAGCGUGAGCGGCAUGGUGGCACUGCUUGCAAGUCUCGAGGAGCCCAGCGCCUUCAAGCGGCUACUGCUGCUUGGCGCCUCGCCUAGGUACAUCAACGAGCCGUCCACACGGCGGCACAUUGUGACUUCCAUUCUGCACAUCUCAAACGCAUCAACCAACCCAUCCCAUCCCAUCCCAUCCCAUCCCCCUUCUCCCCACCAACAGUUACCUCAACAAGCCAUCCACGCCACGGGUUAUGCUGGCGGCUUCAGCCCCGCGAAUCUGAAGCAGCUCACUCUUUUGCCGUUGACACGAUCUUUAACGCGCACACUCCCCCUCUCCGCCCCCCUGGCCAGGUACCUCGACGAGCCGUCCACGGGCUACGUGGGCGGGUUCGACCCGGCAGACCUGGAGCAGCUGUUCCUUUUGACACGUCACCAACGCCCACAUCUCCCCCACCCCCCGCAUCCUCCCUUCACCAGGUACCUGAACGAGCCGUCCACAGGGUAUGUCGGCGGGUUCGACCCGGCAGACCUGGAGCAGCUGUUCCGGGGUGUGCGGGAGAACUACAUCGCGUGGGCGUCAGGGUUUUCACCGCUCAUGGUGGGGCGGGAUAUCAGCAGCCCCGAGGUGCGGCAGCUCACUGAGAGCGUGCUGCUGGUGCGCCCUGACAUCGCCCUCAGCGCCCUCCGGACGACCUUCCAGUCGGAUUACAUUACAGACAUGUGCUGGGACAGGUGGGUUGUUGAGACGUCUCAAGCUGGGUUGGGAGUGACAGUGCUAUCCACAAAGAGUGACGCUGCAGUGCCAAUGGAGGUGCUACUCACCAAGUGA
Molecule: messenger RNA, 1449 nt
Organism: Closterium sp. Naga37s-1
Lineage: Eukaryota; Viridiplantae; Streptophyta; Zygnematophyceae; Desmidiales; Closteriaceae
Source: the annotation of a GenBank genome assembly